GCCUAUUUCUAUCAACAAAAAACCUUCAAAAUGCCAGAAAAUGAUUAUGACGAGGAGGAGGCGCCAAACGCCACGAUGGAAACAAAGGUAGCUUCAGGUGGACAGCCAAAACGUGUUGGAAAAUGGACGUUGUCUCAACUUCGCCAGACUGAUGGUAUAAUUCCAUCCCAGGCCGGUUGGAACAAGGGAGACUCCCAAAAGUUGAUGACCAAUUUUGGUACUCCACGUAACACAACAACCAAAAUUCGUGCUGAAUGCCUUGCUGAUGUGCCUGAAGAAAUUGCUCUUAAAAGUCACGGUGAAGUACGUCUCCAAUCUGGUACUAACCGUUUUGCUUCGCAGAAGGGAAUGGUUGGAUUCGGUACUGGCCGUGACGUAUGCAGAGAAGGAGUGUUUGUGAGUCAAGACCCAGCCGAUUUGGAGCCCCUCCCAGAAGAGAAAAUCCGUGCUAGCGAUGGAAUUGUUCGUCUCCAAUCCGGUACCAACAAAUUCGACUCACAAAAGGGAAUGGUCAGCUUCGGUACAAACCGACGCGAAACUACAAGAAUGAAAGACACCAAACAUCCGGAAUACAACCACGAAGUCAACAUUGACCAAAGCGAAAUUCCUUUGCAAUCUGGUACAAACAAAUUCGCCUCACAAAAGGGAAUGACCAGCUUCGGUACAAACCGUCGUGAAACUACAAAAAUGUUGGACACUGCUCACCCAGAAUACAGUCACGAAAGCAGCAUCGAUCAAACGAGCAUUCCUUACCAAAUGGGAUCAAAUCGUUAUGCUUCACAAAAGGGAAUGACUUGCUUUGGACAGCCACGUUGGGAGGUGCUUGACCCAAGCAUUAGCUACCAGAACCGUAAAUCACAAGGUGGAUAUUUUGAAUUGUAUUAUUAUAGUCAGAGCUCAGUAUAAGCUAGACCCAAUACCAGAUAAACCUCUAUUCAAGAUAUGCUUUUUUAAGUUUGGAAGGUCACUGGGUAGGGGAGCUUAUGAUAUCCUCUAUUUAAGAGACAUCCAUUAUAAGAGACUUUUU
This is a messenger RNA of Meloidogyne enterolobii, 1027 nucleotides long. NCBI's taxonomy places the organism in Eukaryota, Metazoa, Nematoda, Chromadorea, Rhabditida, Meloidogynidae. The record is from the annotation of a GenBank genome assembly.